CAAAGCAAACAAAGAGAGUUCGCGUGAGCUGUGCUCAGUGAAGCCUUUUUAGACCUUAUUUUUAGCAAAUUCUUAGGAAACAUAGUCCAUUAUUGCUUUUAAGUUAUGCAUCCAGCAAUAGCAGUAUCGCURGUGUUUGCAGGGUGUAUGUUGAACAAUGUUUUUCUCGAACUUAUUAUAAGGGAAGCUCCAAGUUCUGGCAACUUUUUUACUUUUUCACAAUUCUUUUUUAUUGCACUACAAGGAUUUAUUUUUACUGCUGACUUUGGACGAAAGUCUCCUAUCAUCCCAAUAAGAUGUUAUUUCAACAUGGUUGCUUUCUUCUUUAUAACAAGUGUCAUUAACAACUAUGCUUUCAACUUUAAUGUUGCUGUUCCUCUGCAUAUGAUAUUUAGAGCUGGAUCUCUUGUGGCAAAUUUAUGUCUUGGAGUCAUCAUAUUGAAGAGAAGCUACAAACUAUCCAAGUACAUCUCAGUUUUGAUGAUAACUGCUGGCAUUGCUAUAUGUACUGUUGUAUCAGCUAACAAAGUGGAAGUCCAUCAUACAGCAACCACUGGCAAUCCAUACACUGAUUAUUUGUGGUGGUGUGUGGGUAUUACCAUGUUGGUUGUUGCGCUAUUUUUGUCAGCUCGUCUUGGUAUCUAUCAGGAACAGCUUUACAGUCAAUUUGGUAAACAUCCAACGGAGGCUCUCUUCUAUGCUCAUGCCUUGCCACUGCCUGGUUUCUUGUUUCUUGGUAGAGACAUCUAUAAGCAUGUGAUGCUGUUCACUGCAUCAGAACCAUUGUACUUGUAUGGUAUGAGUCUCAUCAUCCCAAAACUAUGGCUAUACACACUGGGGAACGUCGUCACGCAAUACAUUUGCAUCCGAGCUGUCUAUGUGUUGACGUCAGAGACCACCUCACUGACUGUCACGCUAGUGGUCACKCUACGCAAGUUCUUUAGCCUUAUGUUUUCUAUUUUCUACUUCAAGAAUCCCUUCACUGUGUAUCAUUGGAUUGGCACUGUUCUGGUGUUUACCGGUACUUUUAUUUUCGUGGAAUUGUUUCAGAAAAUACAAGAAAGUUUGAGUCCGCCAGUGAAGAAAGAAAAGUCGCAAUAAUUCUCAUUGCUUUUUUACAUGUAGCAUAAUAGGCCUUAUUCAAGAUAGUCGACUUAAAGGUUUUCGUAUUUUAAUGCAAAUAAGCCACGCGGUCUUACAGGAGGUUCUCUUAUCGGAUGUCCUUUUCAAUCGUUUUUUAUCGUAUUUCUUUUUUAAGAUAUGUUUUUUAUGAAAGCUGCCUUCUAGUUAAAAAUUUAUCCCACGAGCAAGCACAACACGUACAUUUAACUCGUGGAUUUCGCACAUGAAGUUCGACAUGUGACAGUGACUAACGUGGCGAUAUUUCUCUUGUGACAUUUUGUGCGCAGAGGUUCUCGGGUGCACAUAAGCCCUUUAUAAGCUUGGGGACAAUUCACUUUCAGUGGAGAUUUUUCACAAUAAAAUUUUACAUUUUCUACUUCUUGCUGACAAGACAGUUUUUCGGCCAAAGCUGGUUUGAUAGUACAUGUACGUUAGAUGCUUAUUUGAAACGAGCUCACGCGUGGAAAACCAAAUACUGAUUUCUUUGCAGAAAGCCUUGAAAAUCGUAUCACRAAAAAUAUUGUAUAACAACCUUUGCAGAAGUAGAUAUGAUAAUUUAAUCAAAAGUGAUGAAGCUAUGAACAGAUAAAUUCMAAGGAAUUUAAAUUAUACCAUUGACAACUAUUUAUUGUUUCUCCGUGACGGAUCCAUCAUUUCUCAGAAACAGGAUCAAAAUUUUAAUUUUCACUUUUUUKCUUUUACUAUAAUGUUUACUUGUCUCACUUGAGGUGCAAAAACGGGUACAGCCGAACCACAAUAACCCCCACUGUUUCGAAUGAAAAUGGCACGAGAUAACAUGCUAAAUUUCCUUCCUUUUCUAACUUUCAAUGAGAGUGUUACUGUAUAGUUUAGUGCGGGUUUUAAUUUUAUGGAUUUUAUCAUGAUUUCAAAAUCAACUUUAUGUAAUUUUAUAGUGUUGUCUUAAUUACCUUUUUGUAAAAUCUACAAAUAGAACAAUAAAAUUUAGGUUUCA
This is a messenger RNA of Exaiptasia diaphana, 2095 nucleotides long. RefSeq names its product UDP-xylose and UDP-N-acetylglucosamine transporter. Gene Ontology annotation, molecular function: UDP-xylose transmembrane transporter activity; UDP-N-acetylglucosamine transmembrane transporter activity. Gene Ontology annotation, biological process: transmembrane transport. Gene Ontology annotation, cellular component: endoplasmic reticulum membrane; Golgi membrane. The transcript is spliced from 11 exons. NCBI's taxonomy places the organism in Eukaryota, Metazoa, Cnidaria, Anthozoa, Actiniaria, Aiptasiidae. The record is from RefSeq and is a predicted model, not a curated record. The coding region runs from base 106 to 1101 and encodes 331 amino acids.